AUGGUAGCUAGUAUUAGAUCAGGUGUGCUGACACUUUUACACACGGCGUGCGGUGCUGGUAUCCUGGCCAUGCCGUACGCAUUCAAGCCGUUUGGAUUAAUUCCUGGAGUGAUAAUGAUAGUGCUGUGUGGGGCGUGCGCUAUGCAAAGCUUGUUCAUACAAGCUCGUGUAGCUAAAUACGUACCACAGGGGAGGGCCUCGUUCAGUGCUCUGACGCGGUUGAUUAACCCAAAUCUAGGUAUUGUGUUUGACCUAGCGAUCGCUAUCAAGUGUUUUGGUGUGGGCGUCUCUUAUAUGAUUGUAGUUGGGGAUCUGAUGCCCCAAAUAAUGUCUGUGUGGACCAGAAAUGCUUGGCUGUUGAACAGGAACGUGCAAAUUUCACUGAUCAUGCUUUUUUUCGUGGCCCCGCUGUCUUUUCUGAAGAAGUUGAAUUCGUUGAGGUACGCUUCCAUGGUGGCCAUCUCUUCUGUAGCGUACUUGUGUGUUUUGGUGUUGUUGCACUAUGUAGCACCAUCAGAUGAGAUUCUUCGCUUGAAAGGCCGGAUCUCCUACCUCCUGCCACCACAAUCGCAUGAUUUGAACGUGCUAAACACUCUUCCAAUUUUUGUCUUUGCCUACACAUGUCACCACAAUAUGUUUUCAAUAAUCAAUGAGCAGAGGUCAAGCCGGUUCGAGCAUGUGAUGAAGAUUCCACUGAUAGCAAUAUCUUUGGCUCUCAUCUUAUAUAUUGCGAUCGGCUGUGCUGGAUACCUGACAUUCGGCGACAACAUCAUUGGAAACAUUAUCAUGCUGUACCCGCAAGCGGUCUCGAGCACCAUCGGCAGAAUAGCGAUUGUGUUGUUGGUGAUGCUGGCGUUCCCACUACAGUGUCAUCCUGCAAGAGCUUCAAUCCAUCAGAUUUUGCAACACUUCGCCGAGGAAAAUGUAAGUAUAAGUGCUACAUCGGCGGAUGAACCCACUGUUGCUACCGAAAGUUCUCCGUUGAUUCGCGACAGUAGCCUUGACCUCAAUGAGGUAAUUGAAGAAGAAUCUAUUUAUCAGCCUAAGGAGACUCCAUUGAGAGGCAAGAGCUUUAUUGUUAUAACGUGCAGCAUUUUAGUUGCAUCAUAUCUUGUCGCCAUUUCGGUUUCCUCCUUGGCCCGUGUACUGGCCAUUGUUGGGGCCACAGGCUCCACUUCUAUUUCUUUCAUUCUGCCCGGGCUCUUUGGCUACAAGCUUAUAGGAACUGAGCACAAGACAGCCGUGCCAUUGACGACAAAGAUUUUCAAAUACACAGGUCUUCUCUUGUUUAUCUGGGGGCUAAUAAUCAUGAUCACCUGCCUGACCGCAGCUUUGAAGCUAAACUAA
Molecule: messenger RNA, 1347 nt
Organism: Saccharomyces cerevisiae S288C
Lineage: Eukaryota; Fungi; Ascomycota; Saccharomycetes; Saccharomycetales; Saccharomycetaceae
Gene: AVT6
Product: aspartate/glutamate transporter
Exons: 1
Coding region: 1-1347 (448 amino acids)
Biological process (GO): L-arginine transmembrane transport; tyrosine transport; L-glutamate transmembrane transport
Cellular component (GO): vacuolar membrane
Source: RefSeq, marked reviewed